Molecule: messenger RNA, 1547 nt
Organism: Phycodurus eques (leafy seadragon)
Lineage: Eukaryota; Metazoa; Chordata; Actinopteri; Syngnathiformes; Syngnathidae
Exons: 9
Coding region: 80-1441 (453 amino acids)
Source: RefSeq, a predicted model, not a curated record
GACACGUGUCGACACUUUCAAUCCACCAGUCCUGCUUUUAAUGUUAUUUUUAAGUUAACAGCGGUCAAAUAAGUAAAAUAUGUCGCUGCUUACCGCCGUCGAGACAGCCAUCAAGUCGUGCAAAGAAGAACGGGUGAGGGUGAAUGGACGCAUUCACUUCUACAGAGAACUACUACAAAGCCUGGCAGCUCCUGAUGAACCAGAAACAACAAAUGAUGCUCCGACCGACACAGCAACAUCAAACCCAGUGGAAAUGGCAGAAAUGAAACUGCUUGAACAAGCGUUACAAAAAGCCCUUUAUGUGCGCACUGGCACAAGGCUUUCUAGUCAAGUCCCCGAGGGAAACAAACCCACUCAGCUUCGAAAGGACCUCGGUGCCAUACCCAAACAGGCUACUUCAAAAGCCUCGUCUGCUUUCCAAGGAAAUCAGACGGCCAGCAGAUCGACACUCAAGUCUGCCGGCAGUGACAAAAAAGUGCCCAAAAAGCCUGGAACAUCAUUGAAAUCCUCAGCCACCUGCGGUCCUGGAAAGUGUAAAAGCACCGUUGGUAAAUAUGUGAACACGACCGAUCUGAGGAGCACGCAUCGUCAGGCUUCAAAAAGUGUCCAGCACACUGCCUCGGUGAGCACAAAUGCUAGAAGCAGCUCGCCGCAUGGUGAGGACCUGACCAGAGUUCCAGCUGCAGCAUCACCUCACACAGGAGACACAGCAGAUGACACUCUGACUCAACCAAGGAGACUACAGAGUGAGCAGAGAGCACAGUGGAUCUCUCUCAGGCUCAAGCAAAACAGAAUGUGGGACAAAGCGAUGGCCGCUCAAAGGAAACCUGCGCCCGGGAGGAGUCGCUUCAUGGAGAGAAUGAGAGCAACGUUUCCUAAGGACUGGCCACGUGGAAGCCCGGAGCAGAUCGGAAGUCUGGUUGGCAGACUAACUCGCCGGGCUGAUGAACUGGCCCAGCAGUGCCAGACAAUGGACCUUCUGGAUCAGCAAACCCCAGAGCAGGGCGCGGAACCGGGGAUGAAAGAAAACAGGUGUUCCUGUCUAACGCCUGAGAGAUUGCAAAUAACAGCAGUGGAGCUCCAGAGAGUUGCAGAGCGAGCAAAACAAGAGUGGGAAGCAUGGGAUCGAUGGAGGCCGGAGGGAGGUUGUCUUUACGCCGCCGGGCCAGCGGAAGAUGAGGCAAUCGCACGUCUUCUGCCCGUGACUAUCACUUACACCUCGGAGGCUGAGCUGCGGCAGCUGGAGGCAAUCAGGACGAGACUUGCUCUGCUGCGGCAGGAGAUUUACCUCCAGCAGGCUCUGCUGGACGCUCUGUCCCCUCAGCUGGCCUCCAUCGUCCCCUCGUGUCCCGACCGAAGUGUGUUGAGAGACGUGUACUCCCUACUGGGUGAAGGAGGUCAACGUUUCCCCGCCAUCAUCCUGGACUCUGAGCCAGAGUAAAUGAUUGCCCCUUUUUUCAAGGUCAUGAUAAAGUUCUUCUUUACGUAAAGUUCCAAAUUAGUUGAGAACCUUUCAUUGUAUUGCGUGAUGGAAUGAAAACAAUUGU